CUGCCCGCCUGCUCCUACCCAAGCCCCAGCCCCAGCUCGGCUCCAGUGGGGAUCCGCCGCCCGCACACCCAGCGCUGCAGCCGCCCCAGCUCCGCAGACAGUGGUCUGCGCCCGCGCCCUUGGAACGCGCCCCCAGCGCCCGGGAUCCUUCCAGCGGCCUCGCGUGCCGCUUGCGCCCCGGGAUCGGUCCGGCGGCCGCAGCUGCCUCCUUGGAGCGCCCGCCUGCGCGCCCGGCUCUCCGCUCCCCGGCGCUCUCGGGGGGCCCGCCCGCCCUGCACCCUGGAGCACCGGGCCACGAGCCUCUGCCAGCUCCUCUGGAUCCUCGCGGCCGUGAGCAGCGGCUGCCACGCCUGUCCGCCCGGAGCAGAACCCUCCUUGCUGCAUUUGCGCAGUAACUCUGGCUGUGCCACCCAGCCCUUGGGUAAGACGGGCGCCCCGGGAACAUGGCAGACGAAGACCUCAUCUUCCGCCUGGAAGGCGUGGGUGGCGACCCGACCUCCCGGGCUGGGGAUUCAGACGCCGACAGUGACGAGGAAGAGGGUUACUUCAUCUGCCCCAUCACCGACGACCCCGGGACACACCAGAAUGUCAGUUCCAAGGUUCAUAACUACUACAGCAACCUAACAAAAAGUGAGCGCUACGGCUCCAGCGGGUCCCCGGCCAGCUCCUUCCACUUCAAGGAAGCCUGGAAGCAUGCCAUCGAGAAGGCCAAGCACAUGCCUGACCCCUGGGCUGAGUUCCACCUGGAGGACAUUGCCACAGAAUGUGCCACGCGUCACAGGUAUAACGCCGUCACAGGGGAGUGGCUGGAAGAUGAAGUCCUGAUCAAGAUGGCAUCUCAGCCCUUCGGCCGGGGAGCAAUGAGAGAGUGCUUCAGAACGAAGAAGCUCUCCAACUUCCUGCACACCCAGCACUGGAAGGGGGCUUCCAACUACGUGGCAAAGCGCUACAUCGAGUCCGUGGACAGGGACGUGUACUUUGAGGAUGUGCGUCUACAGAUGGAGGCCAAGCUCUGGGGAGAGGAGUAUAAUCGGCACAAGCCCCCCAAGCAGGUGGACAUCAUGCAGAUGUGUGUCAUAGAGCUGAAGGAGAGACCAGGCCAGCCCCUCUUCCACCUGGAGCAUUAUAUUGAGGGCAAAUACAUCAAAUACAACUCCAACUCGGGCUUCGUCCGCGAUGACAACGUGCGCCUGACGCCGCAGGCCUUCAGCCACUUCACCUUUGAGCGUUCUGGCCAUCAGCUGAUUGUGGUGGACAUCCAGGGUGUGGGCGACCUCUACACCGACCCACAGAUCCACACCGAGAGGGGCACUGACUUUGGAGAUGGCAACCUAGGUGUCCGUGGGAUGGCUCUCUUCUUCCACUCUCAUGCCUGCAACCGGAUUUGCAAGAGUAUGGGCCUCGCUCCCUUCGACCUCUCCCCGAGAGAGAGGGACGCAGUGAAUCAGAACACCAAGCUGCUGCAAUCAGCCAAGACCAUCUUGAGGGGGACAGAGGAGAAGUGUGGGAGCCCCCGGGUGAGGACCCUCUCUGGGAGCCGGCCCCCCCUGCUCCUUCGCCUCUCAGAGAAUUCUGGCGACGAGAACAUGAGUGAUGUGACCUUCGACUCUCUCCCUUCCUCGCCAUCUUCAGCCACGCCACACAGCCAGAAGCUGGACCACCUCCAUUGGCCUGUGUUCAGCGACCUGGAUAAUGUGGCACCUCGAGACCCUGACCAUCUGGACAACCACCGGGACUCUGAGAACAGUGGGGACAGCGGAUACCCCAGUGAGAAGCGGGGUGAACUGGAUGACCCAUAUCCCCAGGAACAUGGCCACUCGAAUGGUAACCGGAAGUAUGAGUCGGAUGAAGACAGCCUGGGCAGCGUCGGACGGGUCUGCGUGGAGAAGUGGAACCUCUUCAACGCCUCCCGCCUCCACCUGCCCAGGCCUUCGGCUGUGGCCCUCGAAGUGCAGAGGCUCAACGCUCUGGACUUUGAGAAGAAAAUCGGGAAGUCCAUUUUGGGAAAGGUCCACCUGGCCAUGGUGCGCUACCACGAGGGUGGGCGCUUCUGCGAGAAGGACGAGGAGUGGGACCGGGAAUCGGCCGUCUUCCACCUGGAGCACGCGGCCAACCUGGGCGAGCUGGAGGCCAUCGUGGGCCUGGGACUCAUGUACUCACAGCUGCCUCACCACAUCCUGGCCGACGUCUCUCUGGAGGAGACAGAAGAGAAUAAAACCAAAGGAUUUGAUUACUUACUGAAGGCAGCGGAAGCUGGUGACAGACAGUCCAUGAUUCUGGUGGCCCGAGCUUUUGACACCGGCCAGAACCUCAGCCCAGACAGGUCCCCAAACUGGCCAGAGGCUCUGCACUGGUACAACACUGCCCUGGAGACAACAGACUGUGAUGAAGGCGGCGAGUAUGAUGGGAUGCAAGAUGAGCCCCGGUACACGCUACUGGCCAGAGAGGCGGAGAUGCUGUUCACUGGCGGCUACGGGCUGGAGAAGGACCCACAGAGAUCAGGUGACUUGUAUACUCAGGCGGCAGAGGCAGCAAUGGAAGCCAUGAAAGGCCGGCUGGCCAACCAGUACUAUGAGAAGGCUGAGGAGGCCUGGGCCCAGAUGGAGGAAUAACGCUGGGAACAUCACUGCCAGCCAGUCCCAAGCAGAGGGCUAGGAGGGGGGGGGAAAGACCUCUUUGCUCAUUAGGAGGUAGGGGGUGGGGGUGGAAUGGGCAUAUAUUUUUAGCACCUUGUAAAUCAACUUUUGUAUUUUAUUUUUUGACUCUUGAAAAUAUCUUUACUACCAGCGGAGACACUGCAGCUGUCCCCUAGGGCCGCAUUUUGGGGGCAUAGGAUAAAAAAAAAAAAAGCAGCCUAAUGAACCAACAUAUCUUUUUGAGGUU
Phacochoerus africanus (Common warthog) is the source of this 2883-nucleotide messenger RNA. RefSeq names its product eukaryotic elongation factor 2 kinase (gene EEF2K). Bases 444 to 2612 code for a protein of 722 amino acids. The record is from RefSeq and is a predicted model, not a curated record. Gene Ontology annotation, molecular function: ATP binding; elongation factor-2 kinase activity; calcium ion binding. The transcript has 18 exons. NCBI's taxonomy places the organism in Eukaryota, Metazoa, Chordata, Mammalia, Artiodactyla, Suidae. Gene Ontology annotation, biological process: protein phosphorylation.